AUGACAUCUUCAGGUAUCUUAUUCACUGUCUUAAUCUCCUUGGCUCCAAUCUUUCACCAACCAGGUCUCGCUCAAGGCCAGACUCCUCCAGCUUCUUGUGCUUCCUUGUUGCUAGGCUUGGCUCCGUGUGGUCCAUACGUGCAGGGAUUUGUCCAGUUCCCGGCUCAGCCAUGCUGCAACAGCCUGAAUCAAAUUUACAGCCAACAACCAACCUGUCUCUGUCUCUUCCUCAACAACAAUUCUACUUUAUCCUCUGCUUUUCCCAUCAAUCAAACCCUCGCUCUGCAAUUGCCUCAGCUUUGUAGCGUUCCAGCCAAUUCAUCUGUUUGCUCCUCCUCAGGGGCUUCCUCGGUCUCUCCACCAUCUACUAACUCAACCGGUUCUCAAAUCUCUCUCGGUGCAAAGAACAAUUCCGGUGUUGCAGUGACCCCAGUGGCUCAAGUGGCACCAAAACCAAACAGCAUGAUGGGAUUGGGUUUUGGUCUGAGAUCCUCUGGUCCGAAGUCUAAGAUUCAGCUGACAAUCUUUGUGAUCGCAACGACUCUAACCGGAACACUCCUCGUAUGA
This is a messenger RNA of Microthlaspi erraticum, 567 nucleotides long. Lineage: Eukaryota; Viridiplantae; Streptophyta; Magnoliopsida; Brassicales; Brassicaceae. The record is from the annotation of a GenBank genome assembly.